Molecule: messenger RNA, 328 nt
Organism: Bemisia tabaci
Lineage: Eukaryota; Metazoa; Arthropoda; Insecta; Hemiptera; Aleyrodidae
Source: RefSeq, a predicted model, not a curated record
GGUGGAUUUCAAUGUACCUUUGAAGGAUGGCAAAAUCACUAAUAACCAGAGAAUCGUUGCAGCUCUUGACUCUGUCAAAUAUGCCCUGGAUAAACAAGUCAAAAGUGUUGUGCUCAUGAGUCACUUAGGUCGCCCAGAUGGAAGUCCGAAUGCUAAAUACUCCUUAAAACCUGUCGCUGAUGAGUUAAAGACAUUGCUGAACAAGGACAUCCUCUUCCUCAAUGACUGUGUUGGACCUGAAGUAGAAAAAGCUUGUGCUGAUCCACCCUGUGGUUCUGUUAUUUUGUUGGAGAAUCUUCGGUUCCAUGUGGAAGAAGAGGGCAAAGGA